Pelagomonas calceolata is the source of this 1040-nucleotide messenger RNA. The record is from the annotation of a GenBank genome assembly. Lineage: Eukaryota; Pelagophyceae; Pelagomonadales; Pelagomonadaceae.
GCGGUGGCUGGAGAGCUUGUGCCACAGCCUGCAGCAACGCCGCGUCGCCGCCGCUAGCGCUGGCCAUACAUCGCAUAGAUAUCGCACGACUGCGUCUUCGUCGCGCAAGGCGCUGCCUGUGGACCACGGCGGGACGCGAAACUUCCGCAGCAAUGCUCCCACCAUCACCACUCGACGCCUUCCGGCGCGGCAUCGGCCAGGUGCUGAGGACGGGCCUGUCGCCGGCCUUCGAGGGCGCGGCGUCGUCGGCGACCGCAAAUAGAUCCUUGGCCGCAGCGGUCCGACAAAAGUGCCGCGCGGGCGCGUUGACGGGGCCGACGGCGGGCCUCGCGCCGGGCCACGCGCAGGCGAACCUGGUCUGCGUGCCGAAGGCGCACGCCUUUGAUUUUGCGCGGUUCUGCCUCCUGAACCCGCGGCCCUGCCCGCUGCUCGCGAUCGCGGCGACGCCGACCGACCUGUCUCCAACAAUCGCGCGCGACGCGGACCUCGCGCGCGACCUGCCGCGCUACCGCGUCUGGCGCGACGGUGUGGUCGUGGAAGAUGUCAAUGACGCGUCGCACGUCUGGACCGGGGACGAGCUGACGGGCUUUCUGCUGGGUUGCUCGUUCUCGUGGGAGCAGGCGCUCGCGGACGCGGGCUAUCCGCCGCGGCACGUCGAGGCCGGGACGAACGUGGCCAUGUACGUGACUAACGUGGAGAACGCCGCGUCGGGCCCCUUUGGCGGUUUUUUGGUUGUGUCCAUGCGGCCGUACGCGCCGGAGGCCGUGCCGGCCGUCGCGGCGCUGACGGAGGCGUACCCCGCGGCGCACGGCGGUCCGGUGCAUUGGGGCGACCCCGCCGCGCUGGGCAUCGGGGAUCUGUCCGCGCCGGACUUCGGCGACGCCGUCCGCGUGGCCCCGGGCGAGGUGCCCGUCUUCUGGGCCUGCGGCGUGACGCCCCAGUCGGCGCUCGCGGAGGCCGCGCUGCCGCUCUGCGUGACGCACGCGCCGGGCCACAUGUUCGUCUGCGACCUCGUCGACGAGGCGCUGCGCGUUGUGUGA